GCAUCACCAAACCUCACCAAACACACCAGAUUUCCUCCCCGGCAUCACCUAUUCAGCCUCAGAUCCGUCGCAUGAAAAAUAAGAAAGAGCAGACGACCGCUUCACCUUCCCAGUUGGAAUUGGAACCCUGCAGACUUGUGCGUGGUCGCUCGCGUGCUACACCCUCCAAACCGAGCUCUAGCAGGCAGAGAUUAGCUGAUUAGGUAACCAAUCUUCAACAAGAACUGCCUAUAUCCGAGCUUUUUGGCCACGCAUGGACACCUUGGAUCCCAGCCGCUGCUGCAUUGGAAGCAUAUCUCCUCCGGGUGCACACCCCCGUCCUCCAUGGCCGGAGCUCGCGUUGCUCUGGCGCUGAUGUGCGUCCUGCUGCUCGUCGACGCCGCGGCCCGGAGAGCCGAGGCGGCCUCGUACAACGUCGGCAACAGCGCCGGGUGGGAUCUCAGCGCGGACUUGCCGUCGUGGGCCAGCGGCAAAACCUUCUACGUCGGCGACGUUCUAGUGUUCCAGUACUCGAAGUACCACACCCUGGACGAGGUCGACGAGGCCGGGUUCAAGAACUGCAGCGCGGCGAGCGCGGUCCUGUCCCGGAGCGACGGCAACACGACGGUGCCGCUGGCGGCGCCCGGCGACCGGUACUUCAUCUGCGGCAACCAGCUGCACUGCCUGGGCGGGAUGAAGCUGCACGUGCUCGUCAACCAGCCGGCGGGAGGAGCAGGGGGAGCCCCGGCGGGGGCCCCGUCGCAAGCCCCGCCGCAGGCCGCCCUCGCGCCCGGCACCGACGACGACGCGGGCGUCCCCAGGCUCUUCCUCGGCGGGUCCCGCCGGAACGCGGCGGGGCCGCUGCUGGCGGCGUGGCUGGUCGUAGUCGUAGCUGCGGCCCUGUUUGCGAGCGCGGGACCCGGCGCCAGCGACGGGCUCACCGACACCGAGCUGAAUGGCGCCAGCGAAGGUGCUAGCGCGGGCGCCAGCUCCGGCGCCAGAGCGGGCGACGGGGCCGGGGCCUCUGUGGGCGACGGUGUCGGGGCGACGCUCGGAGCCGGCGACACGGGGGCUGGAGCGGGAGCCGUGACGGGCGCGGCGGUGGGCGGCAUUAUCGGGGCAGCGAGAAGUGGCGUCGGUGCCAUUGCUGGAGGGAGGGUGGAUGGAGGAAGCGCCGCCGGUGGCAUCGCCAGCGGUGGGGAGGCCACUGGUGCCGGCGCCGCGGGUGCUGGCGCGGCCACGGUAGGCGGCGUGGCCGCAGGUGGCGAUGCGAGUGGAGGUAAGGUGGCUGGAGGGGUUGCAGAGACGGGAGGCGCGGCGGCUAGUAGUGGCGGAGAGGCAACGGGAGGUGACGUGGCAGCCAGCUGCGGGGAGGCGGCCGUGGUCGGCGGUGCGGCGGAGGCUAGUGGCGGCGAGGUGGCGGUGGUAGGAGGUGCGGCAGAGACCUGCGGCGGGGACGCGGCUGUAGUUGGCGCCGUGGCAGAGACCUGUGGCGCUGAGGCAGCUGCAGUUGGCGGCGCAGCGGAGGCCUUGGGAGCCGAGACGGCUACUGUUGUUGGCGGCUGCGCAGAGGCCCGCGGCGCCGACGCGGAUACUGUUGCUGGUGGCUGCGCAGAGGCCUUUGGCGCUGAGGCUGCCGUUGUCGGUGGCGCGGCAGAGGCCUGCGGCGCGGAGGCUGCCUUUGUCGGUGGCGCGAUCGAGAACUGCGGCGCCGAGGCCGCCGUUGUCGGUGGCGCGACAGAGGCCUGCGGCGCGGAGGCUGCCAUGGUCGGUGGCGCGACGGAGGUGGCCUGCGGCGCCGAGGCGCUGACCGGAGGAGCCUUGGACGCGGACGGCGACGAGGCCGGCGACUGCGCCGCGCAGGACACGAGGAGGAGCGAGAGGACGAGCGGGAGCAGAGCCAUUGUUACCCGGCCGGCUCCCUCUCGAACUCGUUCUCCUUUCAGCUCCUUCGCGUCUUCUUGCUCGGCACACGAGCUUUCCUCUCUGUUGCCGUGCCUCUGUGUGUUCUGACCUGACCUGAGCAGCGCAGAGCAGUGCUGUGACUGUAAGAGCGAGCUCCAGUGACGACGCGCUAUAUAUAGCGCGCUCCGCUGAUCGUGCGUGACUGCGUGUGAAACCCAGCAUUGCGAGCUGAUGGGGAGAGCUCGAUCGAGGAGGGGAGGAGAAAACAAGCCACGUUUACGGGUUACAGCUCAGCGUGGGGGCCAGCUUCUAAUGAUGACGUAGCCAUUUAGGGCACAGGCAUGCACGCGUAUACGUACGGUUUUCGUAGCUGAUGGCACCACCUUUCAGUACUCACGCGCCGACAUCUACCUAUCUGUGGUCGGUCCUGAGUGUACCGUGUACCAAUGCAAGUGUCUUCUUUGCUAAACAGGCACUUCGGUGUAUGACAGUCUACUGAUUAAUAAAGAACUUACAGUGUACUAGGAGCACUAGGCCA
Panicum virgatum (switchgrass) is the source of this 2422-nucleotide messenger RNA. RefSeq names its product glycine-rich cell wall structural protein 1-like. Gene Ontology annotation, cellular component: plasma membrane. NCBI's taxonomy places the organism in Eukaryota, Viridiplantae, Streptophyta, Magnoliopsida, Poales, Poaceae. Gene Ontology annotation, molecular function: electron transfer activity. The coding region runs from base 325 to 1992 and encodes 555 amino acids. The transcript has 3 exons. The record is from RefSeq and is a predicted model, not a curated record.